Molecule: messenger RNA, 1794 nt
Organism: Moesziomyces antarcticus
Lineage: Eukaryota; Fungi; Basidiomycota; Ustilaginomycetes; Ustilaginales; Ustilaginaceae
Exons: 2
Coding region: 1-1794 (597 amino acids)
Cellular component (GO): nucleus
Source: RefSeq, a predicted model, not a curated record
AUGCAGGCACCCAUCCCCAUCGCACAGGCCCCUGGCCGCCUCGACUCAUACAGCUUCCAGCGCCCUGGAGGCCUCACACCGCGCGCUUCGUCCAGCUUUGUUGGCAGCGCAAGCUACAGGGAGCCCAUGGCCGUCUCCUUUGGCAAGGACGUCUCCGAAAUUAUGGACUACUCGAUCUCCAAGUUCGGAACAUCGACCGAGUCGGACGUUACCGUCGCGCCUUCGUCGGUGCGUCUCGAGUCUACCUUCUGCCGCAAUUUCACCUGCUGCGGCCAGAAGCUCGACGACCUCCAUGACCUUCUGCAGCACUACGAGGAAUGCCACGUUCGCUUCGAGGACGACGAUAUGCCUGCCAUGAUCGCCGACGACGAGGUCGAGUCUUCCGACUCGUCAACCGCCUCGACUUCGCAGCCAUCCAGCCCGCGCACCUCCAACGCCGGCUCCACCUCGGCCGCCGCCACCGCCGCCACCGCCACAUCCUCUGCCGCUGCCACCGACUCCAAUGCCACCACCCCUACCGGUCUCGAUGACACGGACAAGGCCUCGGCGUUCGACACUGCGGUCAUGCGAUCGCCGUCGCUCCCCAAGGGCAAGAAGCGGUCAUUCGGCCAGUAUGCCAACGCAUCGUCGGCCAACCCCAACGGUGCUAUCCACCAGUCCUUGAGAAGGGCGCUCAUCGACGGCGGUGUCGGUCGCAGGACGCCUGGCUCCCCCAACAUUUAUGCCCCCAACUCUCCCUUCUCUACACCGGGCAGCUCCAUCCCAGGCACCCCUUGCCUCGACUCGGAGAACGACGGCUUCUUCACCAAUGGCCUCAACCCUGCAGCCUUCUCGGCGCUUUCGAUCCGAUCCAGCAACGCCGACGAGCACCACCUCCCCUCGUGCGCUCCGCCAAAUCUCUUCUUCCCGGCUUCGGGCACCGCAUCCUCGUCGUCGGCGUCGUCGUCGCAGCCACCUGCCAAGCGUGAGAAGACGAGCGCCGUGUCGAACGCUUCCACCAUCGCCCUCGAGAACGCGCUUCGCGCCGGCGCCGCCAACGUCGACAAGCCUUACAAGUGCCCGGCGCCCGGAUGCGACAAGGCUUACAAGCAGAUGAACGGCCUCAAGUACCACCGUCUGCACGGCCACUGCAACCAGAACAACCUGCCCAUCACUGCUCAGGCCGCGGCGCAACCGCCGACCAUCCACAUCACCACCAACUCGACCAAGACCUCGCCGCAGCCCGAGUCGGGCGACGGUGUCAAGGGCGAGGAUGGUGCCGCCGGCACGUCGACGGGCUCGCCCACGUCGCCAGGCGGCAGCUCCAACGCGUCUCCCGACCCGGCGAGCCCGGCAACGCAGGCGCCGAUUGCGCUGGGCGACCGCCUCUACAUUUGCCAGGUUGGUGCCUGUGGCAAGCGCUACAAGAAUCUCAACGGCUUGCGUUACCACUACCUGCACUCGGGCUCCCAUGGUCUGCUCGGCCUGCAGCUUCUGCAGUCGGGCGGUGGUGCAAGCGCCAAGGUGGACGCCACCGGCCGUGCUCCCGUCUCUACGAGCACGCUGAGCCAGGAGGAGAUCGCUGCGGCUGCCCAGGCCGCCCAGCUAGCGCAGGAGCAGAUCCAGGCGCAGGCCGCCAAGAACGCUGCCGCCACUGCUGCCGCCGCCGCCGCUGCUUCGGCGGCCGCGGCGGCACGCAAGGAGGAGAGCGAGGCACGUCAGACGCCAACAAUCUCGACGCCUCCAUCUCAGCUGACGCAGGCGCUGCAGCAGCAGCAGCAACAGCAGCAGUCGUCGUCGCCUACCGGCAUGUAA